CUCGUCUUCACACUUGCCAUCCCACACUUCCACCUUCCCCAUCGCUAUAAUGGCAGACGCAGUUCCCGCCCUAGCGGCCUACACGGAAUCGGCACAGAGAGCUGGCGUUUCAGGGUCUGGCUCGUCGAACAAGAGCAAGGGCGCCAAAGCCAAAGGCUCCUCGCGCUCCUCCUCCUCCUCACGGCCUAAACGCCCCACCCGCCCGCUCAAGACCCGCCUCGAAUUCGACGAGACAUCCCGGCACGACUACCUAACCGGGUUCAGGAAACGUAAAGCUGCGAGAAUCGAGAACGCGAGGAAGAAACGCGCAGAGUUGGAGAAGGAGGAGAGGAGGAUUGCGAGAAGGGAGGGGAGGGAGGCAAAGAGGGAGAAGGCGAGGGAGAAUUUGGAAGCAGAGAGGAGGGCGUAUGCUCCGAGUGAUGAGGAGGAUGUGGGUGAGGAUGAUGAUGAUGAUGAUGAUGAUCAGCAAGGACGAGGGGAGGCUGAGGCGUCUCAGAGGUAUGAGGCCGGAGAGGGAGAGGAGUACCAGACGACGGUCACUGUAGCCGAGUGGGACCCACACGCCGAUGAGGAGGACGCUCCUCCAGCACGGGCUCAAGCUUCUUCUUCAUCAUCCUCAGCCAAACCAGCAAAACCCCGCCCCUCAAAACCCACCGAAUCCCUACCCCCAAGCUCGGCUCGGAUGCAGAAGAAGAGCCAGACCAAGACCUCUUCCUCUCGUCCCUCCUCAUCAUCCCAAUCCAACCUCAACACCAAAUCCCUCUCCUCCCUUCUUACGCCACACUCACACGAUUCCCUCCUCCUCCCCGAAUCAUCCUCUACCCCCGAUGGGCCCCCACCUCCACCCAAGGCGUCGGAACGCUCCUUCAGCUACACGACAAAGGCGGAGCGGGCGAGGGAGAGGGAGAAGCAGAGGGAGAAGAAUUCGCGCAUGAAGGAGGCGAGGAUUGAGAGGGAGAAGGCGAAGCGUAAGAGCGCAAAGAAGGGGGGUGGGAAGGGGAAGGGGAGGAAGUGAAUUUGGAAUACAAGUAGAGUUCAA
Jaminaea rosea is the source of this 1039-nucleotide messenger RNA. RefSeq lists its product as hypothetical. Lineage: Eukaryota; Fungi; Basidiomycota; Exobasidiomycetes; Microstromatales. The record is from RefSeq and is a predicted model, not a curated record. The transcript has a single exon. Gene Ontology annotation, cellular component: nucleolus. Gene Ontology annotation, molecular function: RNA binding. The coding region runs from base 50 to 1015 and encodes 321 amino acids.